CCUGCACAUGCACAUCUCCGUCGUCGUGUAAGGACAGGUCGAUAAAGACAAGAGGAGGACGAUUUACGGUGUCCUGGCGGCUCGAGUGUCGUGCAACGUUCCUUACCUCUCUUCCCGUCGAUUUCUGCCAUCUCCUGUCUCAUGCACAGAGUACUGCGGCGGCAGCCAUGGACUUGUGCCAGAUGCCUACAAAAGCAGAAAAGAUUCAACUCAACAGGCACAGGCACGGCUACAGUGCAAGACAAUGACUUCGACGCCGCCUACGUACGCGGGUCACCUGCACGGCAGAGCGAUAAUGCUCAGUUACGAGAAGUUUUCAAUAACAGGUCGAGCUGGCAGACAUCGGCGAAGAAGAGCUCAGGCCUGAUAGGGAAUAACUACCUGACCACGCCUCGAGGCUUUCAGAGGUUUGCCGAGACGUCGGUAGCGCAGUGCAAGAAACUGGUGGAGAGAACACUGGCUGCAUCCACACUCGAGCAGUACAGAGCUAUCCCGAAAGAUCUUGAUAGACUUAGUGAUUUGCUAUGUCGAGUCAUAGAUCUGUCCGACUUUAUACGGAGUAUUCAUCCAGAUGCUUCCGUUGCUGCAGCCGCUACGGCGUCGUAUUCACUAAUGUUUCAGUAUAUGAAUGAACUCAACACAACUACUGGGCUGAACAAGCAGUUGAAGAAGGCGUGGGAUAUGCCCGACGUUCGAUCUCAUUGGAGCGAGGAAGAAAAGAUGGUGGCCAAGUUGUUAAUGAAGGACUUUGCGAAGUCCGGGAUCGACCUUCCUGACAAACAGAGGAAGCAAUUUGUGUCAUUAUCGAAUGAGAUCGCUCAGAUUGGAACGGACUUCGUGAACCAGAUGGAACAUGCCAGAGAACACAUCUCCUUUUCUGCUCAGCAAUUACAGGGCGUGGAUCCCACCCUCGUCAGAGGUCUCCGAGCCUCGCAUAGAGCUCAAGUUCCGGUGUACAGCCCGGCAUCCAAGAUGAUACUGAACUCGGCAAACGAUCCAGCAACGAGGAAAGAGUUGUAUAUUGCUGAGCGGACGGCAUCGAAGCAAACUGUCCGGAAACUGGAACAGCUCCUUCUUCGCCGCGCCGAGCUAGCUAAGCUCACAGGCUACGAUAACUACGCACAGAUGACGCUCGCGGAUAAGAUGUCCAAGACACCAGAGGCUGUGAGUAAUUUUCUGGAGUCCUUGCAUGCGAACAAUAGGCCGCAGGUACAGAAGGAGCUUGCUCCACUUCUGGAAAUUAAACGCAAGAUGGACCAGAGCGCGAAAACGGUUGAGCCGUGGGAUCAUACCUAUCUCCUGAAUAAGCUGGCACAGGCAGAGGCAAGUUCUGGCCCUCGAACAUCAAAGUCCCGCCUUCAGGAAAGCGCCAGCUCAUAUUUCUCCUUGGGACAUGUUUUGCAAGGACUUUCGAAUCUUUUCGAGAGUCUGUAUGGUGUUCGACUUGUACCGAAAGAAACACAGCAAGGCGAGGUCUGGCAUCCGGAAGUCAGGAGAUUAGAUGUGUAUACCGAUAAAGAAGAGCAUAUCGCUACUAUGUACUGCGAUUUGUUUUCUCGGCCUGGAAAACUACCAAAUCCCGCCCACUUUACGCUUCUUUGCUCGAGAGAGAUCUCAGAGGAAGAGGUUCGGGAAUGUCAGGAAAAGGACGAGCCUCUGAACAACGGGAUGCCCACCUACCUUGGGCCAAAUUCUAUAUCUGGCGUCACUGCUUAUCACCAAAUUCCAACCAUUGCUCUGGUUUGCGGCUUUCCAGACUCGAGCUCGUCUGCAGGUCCUUCACUUUUGUCGCUUCACAGCCUGACCACGUUAUUCCAUGAGAUGGGCCACGCUAUCCACAGUAUCCUGGGACGCACGCCAAUGCAAUGCAUUUCUGGCACACGAUGUGCGACUGACUUUGCCGAACUUCCUUCUGUUCUAAUGGAAUACUUUGCAACGGAUCCCGCGGUCCUCAAAAUGUUCGCUCGACACUGGGAGACGGGUGCCGUUAUUCCGGAUGAAAUGAUUACCGCCCUUGCAGAUGAGAGACUGAAACAAGCCACCAAGACUGGGGCGUGGAAUAAUGAAAGUCAGAUUUUGAUGGCUAUUCUUGACCAGGCCUACCACUCGGAUGGACCCGUCGAUGCACUCCAGAUUGGGUAUUACAACUCUACUGCCGUCUACCACAAGAUCUGGAACAAGUAUGGAAGUGUACCGGAGCCGCAGGAGACUGCGUGGCAAGGCUUUUUCGGCCAUUUGUACGGCUACGGGGCCAGUUAUUAUUCGUAUCUGUUUGACCGAGCAAUCGCACGACAAGUGUGGCGCGCCGUUUUCAAGGACGGUGAGAGUGCAGGCGCUCUGGACAGAUCAUCUGGAGAGAGGUUCAAGCAGGAAGUGCUGCGUUGGGGAGGUGGUAGAGACCCUUGGUUGUGUCUGGAAGGACUUAUGGGGGAUGGAAGGGGGGUGUUGGCCGAGGGUAAAGAGAAGGCCAUGCUUGAGGUGGGUAAAUGGGGUGUAGGAGCCUCCAGUGAGGGUUCCAUGUAAGAUAGAUGAUACGAACUAAGUGAAGAUAUUAGACAAUGUACAGACGAUUCUGUUGUGGUUG
Messenger RNA from Exophiala xenobiotica, 2584 nucleotides. RefSeq lists its product as uncharacterized. Gene Ontology annotation, molecular function: metalloendopeptidase activity. Bases 142 to 2523 code for a protein of 793 amino acids. Gene Ontology annotation, biological process: peptide metabolic process. NCBI's taxonomy places the organism in Eukaryota, Fungi, Ascomycota, Eurotiomycetes, Chaetothyriales, Herpotrichiellaceae. Gene Ontology annotation, cellular component: mitochondrion. The transcript has a single exon. The record is from RefSeq and is a predicted model, not a curated record.